Molecule: messenger RNA, 1881 nt
Organism: Exophiala aquamarina CBS 119918
Lineage: Eukaryota; Fungi; Ascomycota; Eurotiomycetes; Chaetothyriales; Herpotrichiellaceae
Exons: 4
Coding region: 1-1881 (626 amino acids)
Biological process (GO): positive regulation of transcription by RNA polymerase II
Cellular component (GO): nucleus
Molecular function (GO): sequence-specific DNA binding; DNA-binding transcription factor activity
Source: RefSeq, a predicted model, not a curated record
AUGAAUCAGACUCAGCCGUACAUGGAUAUGCACCCGGCUUCACAUCUAUCAUCUGGACCAUCACACUCUUACUCUGCACCGAGCGCUCCUCUAGGUCACUAUCAACAGUAUCAGCAGCCUCCCGUCAUCCCCCCAGCCUCUCAGCACUAUGGUCCAACGCAGACCUAUAGCAGUUAUGGCUACGCAAAUGGAGUUACAUCUCCACAAUCUGCAAGUGGUCCUAUUGGGCAGCAAGUGCAAUCCCAAAUUCCAUCUCUGCCAGCUAUGAUGGCCGGACCAAACACACAGCACUCUUAUGUUCCUCAGGCUCCGACCUUGCCCGCCCCGAAUCAAGGAGGAUAUGCACCAAGUCCCCCAUUCGAUACCACCGGACAGGUAGCACCUCCAGGUAUGAAACCAAGAGUCACAGCUACGCUCUGGGAGGAUGAAGGCAGUCUAUGUUUUCAGGUUGAAGCCAAAGGCGUUUGUGUCGCACGGCGCGAGGAUAACCACUUUAUAAAUGGCACCAAGCUUUUGAAUGUUGCCGGUAUGACUCGAGGCCGACGUGAUGGAAUCCUCAAGUCUGAAAAGACAAGACAUGUGGUCAAGAUUGGCCCGAUGCACUUGAAGGGCGUUUGGAUUCCUUUUGAGCGGGCCCUAGACUUUGCCAACAAGGAAAAGAUCACCGAUCUUCUAUAUCCACUAUUUGUACACAACAUCGGCGGGCUAUUGUACAACCCUGAGAAUGCACCGAGGACGAAUGCAGUGGUUGCAGCGACUGAACGUCGGCGUAUGGAUAGUGUUGAUUCUGGCCGUCCAUCCCAACCUGCUCAGACACCUUCAAUGCAUCACCAUCACAGCAUGCAAGGCACCGGGCAAGCGCCCCCGACCCCUCAUUCAAUUGCUCCGCAUCCAAAUGCAGCACGCCCUGGGAUCGACCGUGCGCAUACGUUUCCAACGCCUCCAACAAGUGCCUCAAGUGUGUUGGGUAUGAGUAGUCAGGGAAAUUCAUAUGACUGGGGCAAUCAGGGCAUGACAAAUGGUGCAACUGGAGCACAACCUCUUUCCAUUGAUACAGGUAUCAAUGCUCGUUCCAUGCCUACCACACCGGCAACCACACCACCUGGUACGGGAGGCCCAGGCAUGCAAUCCUAUCAAAGCCAGCCCAGUUAUGAUUCGAAACAUUAUUAUAGCACCACACCGAGUUCACAGACCGGUUAUGCUCAACACCCGGAUGGCAGUCGCUAUGGUCAGUCGAUGCCUCCUGCUCCCUAUGGUAAGACUGAUAUGGGACCCCCAACUGCACCUGGCUCGAGCGUAACUGGUGGCGAUAACCAUGAUCAUAAGGCUGAUGCUUAUUCCCAAGUCACGGCUCAAGCCCACGGCUCACAGCAUGAGAGUGACCAUCCGGACAGCGGCUAUAUGAGUGCCAAUGCUUCCGCGUACGGUACCAAUCGAACUCAGUACGCGUAUAGUACAGGACCGGAUCAUUCUCAUAUGUCCCCUGAAUUGUCUGCUUCGCCUUCCCACCCGAAUGGCUCUGGUCACGCAACUCCAAGAACUCUACCAUCAGGCCAACCCCAGUGGACGCCGGAUUAUCACACCCCUCCACGCGCUCCUCCAUCGAGUAACCUGUACAACGUCAUGGGCGGUGCUCGCACUCCCGUUGGAGCAGGGUCUGGCGAUGGCUAUGGCAACCCAGCAUAUCCGGGCGCAGGUCACCCUGCCGGUCUGACAUCGGCAAAACGGGGACGUGAAGACGAUGACCAAGAUCGACCAGGUAGUCGAGACUAUGAUGGGUACGAUUCCAAGAGACGCAAAGUGGGACGUGCGGACACUUUCGGAAUGCCUCUCAAUCCUCCACCUCACAUGCAGGCUAUCAAGACUGGCGGACAGCGGUGA